AUGGGCUUCUCGGGCGAAGAAAGGGGAGAGGAUGUGUUCUUCUAUGACGCUGCUGGGAAAGACGCAAUGUUUCGCCGCGGUAAGAAGCGAGUCAGCAACGACGGAGUGAAGAAAGGAACGAUCAAGACUGCACGGGGCAGUAAGAUCACGAGCACCAGUGGUCCACUCUCUCACCUGAGUACCGCCACCGAGAGCCCAAGCAGCUAUCAAUCUCCUUCUUCCCAAACGCUCCAUCCCUCAUUCGCGCCACCCAGUAACCGAGCGGAGUCUCCAUUGUUUGAACCAGAAGACGGAGAAGCUUCUGACCACGCCUUCCCUGCCCACGGAAGUUACUCCCUUAAUCGUCCGAGAACCCAAGGCCCAUACAACUACAGCGUCAUGGACGGACUCAAGCGCGCAAAAGCCACAAAGGCGGAGAUCGAAACCAACAUCUCCGUACUCAUGCCCCAGGACAAGAAAACCAGCACCCGCCCCAACGUCGAAGAAGACCCCGAAAACAUCCUCAUCAAGACCCUCCGCCAAGACCAAAAGCUCCCCUGGAGCGAAAUCGCCAGCCACCUCAACCAAGAGCGCCUCUCCAAAGGCGAACCAGCAACCUUCACCGACGCCGCUGUCUACAGCCGCUUCGUCCGCAACGCGCUCCGCAUCGCCACCUCCGCCGGCGAAAUCGGUUUCGACCCAAAGGACUACAUGCACCUGCGCAACCCAAACCAGUACUCCAACGCCGAAGGAACAGGUGUUCUUAGCAAGGCGGGCAAGAAGCGCAUCAAGGACUUCAACAACGCGACGGAGCUCAAGGAUAACUUGCGUCAUGCGGUUCCCUCGGAGGUACAUGAGAAUGAUUUGGAGACGCCGCAGAUGACGGAGCAGCUUAUGGAUGCGGUGGCGAAGUGUGAGCGCAACUUUUGGAAGUAUGUCGCGGAUGAGUUGGAGAGGGCGACUGCGAAGAUGUAUGAUGCGGAGAAGCUUUCUGAGCGCUAUCAUGCUAUUUGA
Messenger RNA from Alternaria metachromatica, 993 nucleotides. RefSeq lists its product as uncharacterized. The transcript has 2 exons. The coding region runs from base 1 to 993 and encodes 330 amino acids. Lineage: Eukaryota; Fungi; Ascomycota; Dothideomycetes; Pleosporales; Pleosporaceae. The record is from RefSeq and is a predicted model, not a curated record.